AUGCUGUUCUGUAACACUUUCUCCUCUCUCUGCAGGAAUGUGGUCCGAAUGUUUGCCACAGCCGAGGGGAUCCUGACCCAACAGGACCACCUCAACUCAGACGGUCUGCAGGAAGUGUUUGCCACCAACCUCUUCGGUCAUUUUCUCCUGAUCAGGGAGCUGGAGCCGCUGCUCUCCAGGCUCGUGUGGACCUCCUCCAGUAACGCCCGCCGCUCCGCCUUCAGCAUGGAGGACAUGCAGCACCGAGAGGGGAGGGAGUCUUACAGCUCCUCUAAGUACGCCUCAGACAUGCUCAGCCUGGCUCUCAACAGGCAGAAGAACAGCCAGGGGCUGUUCUCCUCUGUCAUCUGUCCCGGGCUGGUGAUGACUAACCUGACCUACGGGAUCCUCCCCUCCUUCUUCUGGACCCUCAUCAUGCCCGUCAUGUGGCUGAUAAGGAUCUUCACCAACACAUUCACGCUCACACCACACAACGGAGCAGAGGCGCUGCACUGGCUGUUUCUACAAAACCCUGAGUCUCUGGACCCCAGAGCAAAGUAUCACAGUUUAACAUCAGGACUCGGAACAAACUACACUCAGCCUCGCCAGAUGGACAUCGAUGAAGGAAUGUCCGAUGUCCUCUAUUCAAAACUCCUCAAGCUUGAGAAAGAAGUCCGAAGGAAACAGAGUGAAGAAAAUGCCGACGAGGAAAUUUGUGCAGUGAAAUAGUGAGUCAUUUGUAAUGGAUCAUUUUGCUCUGAAUAAAGUGCUCUUAUUCAUUC
Notothenia coriiceps (black rockcod) is the source of this 761-nucleotide messenger RNA. RefSeq names its product 3-keto-steroid reductase-like. Gene Ontology annotation, biological process: cholesterol biosynthetic process. Gene Ontology annotation, molecular function: 5-alpha-androstane-3-beta,17-beta-diol dehydrogenase (NADP+) activity; estradiol 17-beta-dehydrogenase [NAD(P)+] activity; 3-beta-hydroxysteroid 3-dehydrogenase (NADP+) activity. The record is from RefSeq and is a predicted model, not a curated record. The transcript is spliced from 6 exons. Lineage: Eukaryota; Metazoa; Chordata; Actinopteri; Perciformes; Nototheniidae. Gene Ontology annotation, cellular component: endoplasmic reticulum membrane. Bases 1 to 708 code for a protein of 235 amino acids.